Messenger RNA from Drosophila hydei, 1454 nucleotides. RefSeq lists its product as uncharacterized. Gene Ontology annotation, molecular function: protein binding. The transcript has 2 exons. The coding region runs from base 119 to 1147 and encodes 342 amino acids. The record is from RefSeq and is a predicted model, not a curated record. Lineage: Eukaryota; Metazoa; Arthropoda; Insecta; Diptera; Drosophilidae.
UUCAGAUAGUGAUUUGUCAUUUCUAUACACGCACAAAUUAUACACAAAUUUAAUUAAAUUUAUACCUAUACAAACUGACAAUAAUAUAUACCUUUGCACUUUAUACUCCUAUACCAUAAUGACUUAUCUCUAUGGCUUAACAGAUACAAAGUUUAAACAGCAGGUCGAACCUAAAAAGCUAAUUAAAGCCUCGCCAAUCAAAUUUCGACGUAAUCCGUUGUUGGAACGGCAACUCACCAUCAUUUCUGAUGAAAGUCCUUUGAUUUGCCGAUCCUCGCCCCCGACUCUGCUUGAGCUAUGUCUGAAUAUAAUCGACAAGUUGCCCUUUGGGCCGAUUUAUGAUUGGAACGACCGGGAUGUACGCCAAUGGAUUCAUCGUUAUGGAUAUCCCCAAUACUCUAACACAUUUCGUGUGAAUAUGAUCGGGGGUCGCAAACUGUUGUUGCUGGACGCUGACGCGCUGUCAGCAAUGAAUAUCAAGGACUUCGACCAUAUCAAACACAUUACCUAUGGCAUUCGGAUGCUGUUUCACUUUGAGCUGACCAAAUUCUCGAACAGUAUUUCUCUACCGGAUGAAAAGCCCAAUGAGCUCUACUUGCUGUGGCACACGCAGACGGGCAUAUACUAUGAUGAAUAUCGACGCUCGGAUUUGUAUAUACGCAUGCAAAUUAUUCGGGAUCGUUCUCAAUCUCUCGAUCACUGGGAGCUGCUCGAGUUGUGGCUGCAUCGAGAACGUAAGCAUAAAUACAAGGAGCUGUUUGCACUCGUACCGCGUUUCAACAUGUACAAUGAAUCAUCGUCAAGACGUUCUACCCGUUCUCAAUUUUCAAAUGAUCCAGUAGUUAGCCCGCCAACAUUACCCGAUCACGACUCCAAUUUCAGUAAUGCCCAACUGCCUUGGCGGCUAACGUGCCUGAAUUACUUCCGGCCCAUGUCAACUAUACACUGGACACGUUCUAACAAGGAGUGUAGUACCUGCAUUCCGCCGUGCGAGUGUGGUUGGCCACCCGGUUACUAUGUGUCUGACACAGUAAUCGGCUGUCUGAAGCAUCGCUUCCCCGAAAAGUUUGCACAUAUCUACGAAGGGGCGUCUGGGUUCCAAUUGCAAGAGAGCUUGAUGAUGCGCUGGACGCGUUUUUCAUUUUAGCUUAGGAUUGUAAUUAGUCUUUUCCGUUUCUGAGUCUCAAAUGAAUAGUAUGUCUAUUUAUUUAAACAGACAACUGAAGGCCACGGAUAUUCGACGCCCCCACAGCAAUCACUGCGAACCCUAUAAGUGAUCAAGGUGAUAGCGAUCGAACGGGUGUCAUAGUUCAGCCCAAUGAAAUGACUUUAGUGCUCGGCUUGUGCUCUGAAACAUUUGCUUUGGAAUCGAUAUUUAUCGAUAAUAUGCAAAAAUAAGAUGAGCAAGCGUAUAAAAUUUCCUGUUCGUAGCUUCAUUCAUAAAAUCAGUAUAC